This is a messenger RNA of Aplysia californica (California sea hare), 1656 nucleotides long. RefSeq lists its product as uncharacterized. Lineage: Eukaryota; Metazoa; Mollusca; Gastropoda; Aplysiida; Aplysiidae. The record is from RefSeq and is a predicted model, not a curated record. The coding region runs from base 3 to 1241 and encodes 412 amino acids. Gene Ontology annotation, molecular function: transmembrane transporter activity. The transcript has 2 exons. Gene Ontology annotation, biological process: transmembrane transport.
UGAUGGCCGUGAGCUCUGGGUAUCUAAUCGAGUGGACAGGAGGCAAAAACCUGGGCUUCCUCAGCUCUAUGGCUCUCGCCUCCACCAAAGGAAGCAUUUUCAUGAACCUACUCAUCACCUGGUACUUGAACCCGGGCAACCUGGCACCAGAUCUGGACCAGGACCGGACCAAAUAUUUCCAGCAAGAACAGAUUCUGGACAGGGUACCAUCAGUAUUUCUGGUUCUCGCUGCCACUUUCACCACAAUCCAUUUGUGCGGCUUCUUCAUGUUGAGCGACCUUAAAUCCGGACGUGACGUCGCUAACGAUGUGGAGCAGAACCAGAUCGAGUCACUCGACCCUGACGUUGAGCCAAAGCUGUCUUUGUUGGACAAACGACAUUUUAAAAAGGAUAACGGGAUCGUCUAUCAACCCAUUCGUCAGCACGACCUUCAUGAUGAUGACAGUCUGCUGGACAAAGAUGGCGACGGUUAUAAAGAUGCCGAAACUCGGUCCCGUUCAGAAGUCAACUUACAUUUAGGGACUCCCCCUUUCCAGGGUUCUGAUAUAGUGUAUGGCAAAGGACAAGAAGCAGAAGAGGAAUUAUUGCUCAAAGAAUUUGAUGAGCAAGAAGUAGAAAACGGGCAAAACGAACAGCAGCAAAAGUCGACUAGUAGCGCGAAUGCCCCAACGUGGCGUGACGCAGUGAGAACUAAACAUUUCUACGUCUUGUGGUUCGCCAGUGGCUCAGCAAUCAUGGCCAAUGUUAUCGUCAGCACAUUCUUCAAAUCCUUCGGACAGAGCCUGAUCAAAGACGAUCAUUUCCUGAGCAGCAUCGGUACUUUUAUGGCUGCAGGUCUCUUUGUAUCGCGUAUGAUUUGGGGAUUUGUCAUAGAUAAUACUGACUUGAAAAGCUCACUGGUGUCAUACUAUUCGAUUCUGUCUCUGUCCGGAACGUUUUGGAUCUUUACCCCACACAUCGGUAAGUGGGUAUUUCUGAUGUGGACCACUCUUUUGGCAAGUUUUGCGGGAGGAUUUCAUACCGUGAUCUACGUGUCAGUUUAUGCCAGCUUUGGCGGCACAAAUUUCACGACUAUAUACGGCCUCGUUUGUUGCUCGGGGAUAAUUGUAACCCUCUUUCUCCCUGUAGUUUUGUCAGCCAUUUUAGAGCACUUUUCCUGGUCAGGGUUGUUCUUUACCAUGGCGUCAGGAAACAUAAUUUCUUUAGUCCUGAUAGUUGUCUAUUUCCCUCGGAAAUUUUGACCUUAAUUAUAAUAACAAUUUGUCUGUUAAUAUCUGGCUGUGACCCUAGAAAAUUUUUGCCAUAAAACCAAUAUUUUGUCCGUCACUGCCUGACGAUGACCCUGGAAAUUGUGCGCAAUACUAGUAUACUGUAAAACAAUUUACCCCGAUCCCUUCACUCUCACCCCAACCAUAUUUUGUUUGUUCUUUUUUUUUUCGAAUUACUGUCCGUCAGGUGACUAGACAUCAAAGACUUAAGUGUUUUAGUCAUCUGGUGAGAAUCCCCCCCCCCCCAAACAACCAACUGCACAAGUAUACAACGCAUUAGCAUUGAGCUGCAAAGUCAGGGGUGGACCGCAGAAACCUUUUUUAGUUUUAAUAGAGAUUUUACGGAGCUCGCAACUGCAUAAGGCCAUAUGAGCGCCAGAAGAUUAAA